Messenger RNA from Elaeis guineensis (African oil palm), 2181 nucleotides. RefSeq lists its product as uncharacterized. The record is from RefSeq and is a predicted model, not a curated record. NCBI's taxonomy places the organism in Eukaryota, Viridiplantae, Streptophyta, Magnoliopsida, Arecales, Arecaceae.
CUCCCACCCUCCAGACCCAAGCGCUGUAUUCCAAGUCCGAUGGUCGGUACGUUGCAAUCUGCACUUGAGAUCGCUCCCAGGCUUCACCACUGGGGCUCGAGAUAGAGGUUCACCACUGGGGCUCGAGAUAGAGGUGCUCGACAUCUUCAACCUUGCCGGUGCGGAUUCUUGUGCGAUCCUUCCCUCCGGAAUCCAUAAAGCGCCGAUCUCGGAGUCACGAGUGCCAUUUGAUGACCGGAGGAAACAAAUCAAUGGAGGUUGAUUCAACAGAAGGAAGUAAUUUUCAAACACCAUCUUUAAAGAAAAAGCGCCUAGUUGCCAGGCCAGUUGCAGCUGGUUCAUCUGGUAAAGGCUUGCCUUAUGCUCCAGAGGAUUGGCCCUCUCCUGGAGAUAUAUGGCGGUGGAAGGUAGGGGUGAGGAAAACUUCUUCUGGCUACUGGGUUGAUAGAUACCUUUAUCCUCCUGCUCAUUUUCCCAGAGCUCCUGGCAAAAAGUUGGGACUUCCAAGUAGACUAUCAGUUGAAGAAUAUAUUCGGAAGGAAUUUCCUGAUAUGAGCAUUGAUGCUUUCUUUGCCUCUUUUAUCUGGAGGGUUCCUUCUGCUGAUUGCUCACCAGGAAAAGAUAUCAAGAAAAGCAUAAAUAUGUAUGCAUCUUCAAAUAGUUUAGAUGCUAGUGAAUGUUCUGGAUACAAAUCAGCUAUUAGGAAAGGGACUUGUAAAGCUGGAAAUAAGAUGUGCAGCCUCCAAGCGAAAACAAAAAGCUAUGGAUUGGCAGCCAAGGAAUGUGAUAUCUGCUGCAGUGAAGAUGGUUUCUGUCGUGACUGUUGUUGUAUUUUGUGCUGCAAAACUGUUGAUUGGACAUAUGGAGGUUAUAGUUUUAUCAGAUGUGAGGCAACUGUGGAUGAGAAUUAUAUCUGUGGGCAUGUUGCACAUGUUCAAUGUGCUCUUCGCUCUUACAUGGGUGGAACUGUUCAAGGUGACAUUGGUUUGGAUGUGGAAUAUUAUUGUAGACGUUGUGACAAUAGAACUGACCUAAUAUCACAUGUGACCAAGCUUAUAAGAACUUGUGAGUCUCUUGACUCUGGAGAUGAUAUUGAUAAAAUUCUAAAUUUGGGAUUCUGCAUCUUGCGUGGAUCAGGACAAAUGAGAGCAAAGAGUUUGCAUAAUCAGAUUGCAUUAGUCAUGGCUAAGCUUAAACAGGGUGUUCCUCUUGGUCAAAUCUGGAAGGUGGAAGACAGCAUCUCAACUAGUACUGCAGAUGAUGGCUCCCAUAAUGGCAAUGAGAUAAAAAUGUUAGAGGCAUUGGACAUUACAGGAAACAGACUCGCCAAGGAUAUCAGGAAUGAGGUUGAACUAUCACAAACAAAUGAUAUUGUUGAUGGGAGAGCUCAAAUGCCAGUAUACAUGACAUCAAAUCAUGGUAAUUUGUCUAUGAAGCUUGAAGAUGAUAUAGAUAAGAUGCUUCAAGAACUUAAAAAAUCACAGGAGUUGUUAUAUAGAGCAGUGGAGCAAAAGCUUUAUUCUCAAAAAGAUUAUAUCCUAAGUUUAUAUCGACAGCUUGACUCAGAAAGAUCGGCACUCGCAAAUCCUAUAUCUUUACCUAAUGGUGGUGAUUAUGACAAUCUUCUUGCCAAUGUUCUAGAAAGAGUGGAUCAAAUAAAGCAUGAGGAAGAAAAACUUGGGAAUAUGAUGAAAAUUGCUAAAGGAUUUGGACAAAUGCACAAAACUAUUAUUGGUGGACACUUUGGGUUAGCUAUUGAUGAUUGAACAAAGUCAGAUACAUGUAUGGCUGCUAGCAACUGCGUGAGAUGAACAGAUGUUUAGUUUGUUGAAGCUGCUUGGAGGGAAACUUAGUUCAUCAUUUUAGUUUUUUCAACCAUUUAUUUUAUCCGACCAUUUUUUGCAUGAGAUUAUCGAUUCAUGCUUAUUUUCUUGUAACUUGGGAGACAAGUUAUCCAUUUCUCUUAAAUGUUGUUGAGUUUGUAUUCUGGUUAUAAUUGUCAUUUGAGAUUGAGAUUUUGAGUGAAAUUCACUGGUUAUCCAUCCUUGAGAAUGUAGCUCUGGAAGUUUUUGUUUAGUUGAUAUGAAGGACUUUCAUAUUUUUGUAUUUGAAUAUAAUGGUGAAAUAUUUUUAGGAUAAUGUGGGAUUGGUAGUUGUGAUCUAUAUAUUUGAUUCUUAUGA